GAUGGAGAUGAGGAGGUGUGUGCGAGUGGCGUGCGAGUGGUCCGGGCUGCACGUGUCCGAGACGGAGCGGCGGCGUGGAGGUCCAGUCGUGUCGGCGAGCCGCGCUCCUGCACACACCGCCCCGCGAGUCGCCAUGGGGUCCGUCGCGCACCUCGCCGCGCUGGCCCUCCUGCUCGCCCUGACGACGCUGCUCGCCGCCGCGUCCGCGCGCCACCAUGAGCCCCGCGCCGGCGCCGGUGGCAAGAAGGCGGCCCUGGUCCGCCAGCUCCUGAGGAAGAGCAAGAUCAGCGAGGCGACCGUGCGUCUCGUGGGGGGACGAGUGCCGAGCGAAGGCAACGUGGAGAUCCACCACAUGGGCAAGUGGGGCGCGGUGUGCGACGACGAGUGGGAUUUGCAGGACGCCCAGGUCGUCUGCCGCCAGCUGGGCUUCGACGGCGUCCUCAGGGCGACGCAUAGCUCGGCUUACGGCCCUUCCAGGAGGCGCUUCUGGAUGGACAACGUCCUGUGCGAGGGCACGGAGCGCGAGCUGGCCGACUGCAGGACGGCCGAGGGCUGGGGCAGCUCGGACUGCAGCCACAGCGAGUCGGCGGGCGUCGUCUGCCUCGACCCUGACCUGGACGGCGUUGACCGGCCCCAGGCGCUCGAGGAGGACGGCGGGGAGGAGGAGGGGCGACCAAGGUGGAAGCCCAAGACGCGCAUCAAGGACGCCGUGGGCGGGCGGCUGCUCGUCCGGCUGGCCGGCGGCCGCACCAGGGAGGAGGGCCGCGUCGAGGUCCGCACCAAGGGCGGCGAGUGGUCCGCGGUGUGCGGCGAUGGCUGGAGCCUGCUGGAGGCGGGCGUGGUGUGCGCCGAGCUCGGGCUGGGCUACGCGCGCUCCGCCGUGCAGACGGACUUCUUCGGCGGCAACGCCUCGCACAUCGGGCUGAGCGGCGUCUCGUGCCACGGCAACGAGUCCUCGCUGUCGCUGUGCCUGCACGACUCCCUGGGGCGCGGGCUGAGCCGCGACGCCUGCCCCGGGCGGAAGGAGAACAUCGCCGCCGUCAUCUGCUCCCAGAAGAUCGCCGACCUGGUUUUCGACUACGAGGAGCUGACACGGUCGGCGCACCUGGAGGACCGCCAGCUCUUCUUCCUGCAGUGCGCCAUGGAGGAGAACUGCCUCGCCUCCUCGGCGUACAAGUUGCGCGAGGAGGACUCGGCCAACUGGCACCUGGAGACGCGGCGCCUGCUCCGCUUCACGGCCAGGAUCAUCAACGCCGGCACGGAGGACUUUAGGCCCUUCAUCCCUAAGCACCUGUGGGAGUGGCACGCCUGUCACAUGCACUACCACAGCAUGGAGGUGUUCGCCACGUUCGACGUGCUAGACAGCCGCGGCGUGCGCGUGGCCGAGGGUCAUAAGGCGUCCUUCUGCCUCGAGGACAACCAGUGCGUGCACGGCGCCAAGCCCGUGUACGCGUGCGCCAACUUCGGCGACCAGGGCAUCACCGUCAACUGCUCCGACAUCUACCGCCACAACAUAGACUGCCAGUGGGUCGACAUCUCGGACCUGGACCCGGGGAUGUACACGCUCCGGGUCGCCGUCAAUCCGGAGUUCAAGGUCGGCGAGAUGACGUUCGAGAACAACGCCGCCCGCUGCAGCCUCCUCUACACAGAGUCCUUCGCGACUGUUUACAACUGCCGUCACGAGAGGCCAUGACGCGCGACGCGUACUCGGGCGCUUUUGUCAGAAAAUAGAAGAUUACCAAGUCUGCAGUCGCCGCUACCGCAGAAAAAAUAAAAAAAGUCUGUUCCUACUAAUCGAGAUAAUAAAAUCCAAUGGCUGUGCUGCAA
Frankliniella occidentalis (western flower thrips) is the source of this 1827-nucleotide messenger RNA. RefSeq names its product lysyl oxidase homolog 3A-like. The record is from RefSeq and is a predicted model, not a curated record. The coding region runs from base 2 to 1693 and encodes 563 amino acids. Lineage: Eukaryota; Metazoa; Arthropoda; Insecta; Thysanoptera; Thripidae. Gene Ontology annotation, molecular function: protein-lysine 6-oxidase activity; copper ion binding. Gene Ontology annotation, biological process: peptidyl-lysine oxidation. The transcript has 8 exons. Gene Ontology annotation, cellular component: membrane.